Messenger RNA from Galdieria sulphuraria, 648 nucleotides. Its product is annotated as O-methyltransferase. Gene Ontology annotation, molecular function: S-adenosylmethionine-dependent methyltransferase activity; O-methyltransferase activity. NCBI's taxonomy places the organism in Eukaryota, Rhodophyta, Bangiophyceae, Galdieriales, Galdieriaceae. The record is from RefSeq and is a predicted model, not a curated record. Bases 37 to 555 code for a protein of 172 amino acids. Gene Ontology annotation, biological process: methylation. The transcript has 2 exons.
GAAAGUACUGAAAUAUUAAAGAGAUUUGAGUCUGGUAUGGCUUCAUUGAGCAACUUUGACACCAAUGCAGUCCUUAAUACUUUUGACUUUUCCAAGUUCCAAAGCAUCUGUGAUGUUGGAGCAGGUCCAGGAACACUUUUGAAAGCUAUUUUAAAGAAGCAUCCACAAAUUCGAGGUGUUAUUGCAGAUUUGCCUCAAGUCAUAGAACAAGCCGAGCCAUGUGAUUUCUUCCAAGGUGUUCCUCGCAAUCAUGAUCUUUAUAUAAUGAAGCAUGUCUUACAUGAUUGGGAUGAUAAUAAGGGAAUACAAAUUUUAAAGACUGUGAAGGAAUGUAGUCCUUCGCAUGCAAAGUUAAUGCUUUUGGAAUAUGUUGUUCCAGGUUCUAAUAUCACAUCCAGUGGAAAGCUCUUUGAUCUUCACAUGGGAAUUGUAAACAACGGUAAAGAACGUACAGAAGAAGAAUGGAAGAACAUGCUCGUCGCUGGAGGUUGGAAUUAUCUUGGAUAUGAAAAUACUAAAGGGAUCAUUAGUGUCAUUUUAGCAAGCAAAGAUUAGAAUAUUGCUAACAUUUUUUUGUUUCUUUCAUUUGUGUGAUAGCUUUUAGAAUACGAUUAUUGUUUUUGGAGUUAUAAACGGUCUUUGACUUAC